Otolemur garnettii (small-eared galago) is the source of this 1283-nucleotide messenger RNA. It is a transcript of the gene B3GNT9, whose product is annotated as UDP-GlcNAc:betaGal beta-1,3-N-acetylglucosaminyltransferase 9. Gene Ontology annotation, molecular function: hexosyltransferase activity. Gene Ontology annotation, cellular component: membrane. The transcript has a single exon. Lineage: Eukaryota; Metazoa; Chordata; Mammalia; Primates; Galagidae. The coding region runs from base 1 to 1209 and encodes 402 amino acids. The record is from RefSeq and is a predicted model, not a curated record.
AUGAGGCGGCGGCUUCGCUUAAGGCGGGACGCGUCGCUCACGCUGCUCCUCAGCACCGCCCUUGGCCUCCUGCUCUAUGCACAGCGCGACGGCGCGGCCCCGACGACGAGCUCGCCGCACGCAAGAGGGAGGGCGGCACCGAGACCCACCCUGGGGCCCCGCACGUUCCAGUUACCGGACGUGGGCGCAGCACCUCCGGCCUACGAAGAAGACACGCCGGCCCCGCCCACACCCACGGGCUCCUUUGACUUUGUCAGCUACUUGCGAGCUAAGGACCAGCGGCGCUUUCCGCUGCUCAUUAACCAGCCACACAAGUGUCGUGGCGACGGCACACCAGGCGCCCAGCCUGACCUGCUCAUCGCUGUCAAAUCAGUGGCAGCAGACUUCGAGCGGCGCCAAGCCGUGCGCCAGACGUGGGGCGCUGAGGGUCGAGUGCAGGGGUCGCUCAUACGCCGUGUGUUCUUGCUAGGCGUGCCCAAGGGCACGGGCACAGACGGGACAGUCACCAUGGGGGUGGGCAUACGAACGCACUGGCACGACCUACUGCGUGCUGAGAGUCGAGCAUAUGAGGACAUCCUGCUCUGGGCCUUCGACGACACUUUUUUCAACCUCACACUUAAGGAAAUCCACUUUCUGGCCUGGGCCUCAGCAUUCUGCCCCGACGUGCGCUUCGUUUUUAAGGGCGAUGCUGAUGUGUUCGUGCAUGUAGGGAACCUGCUAGAGUUCCUGGCACUGAGGGAUCCGGGUCAGGACUUGCUUGCUGGUGAUGUGAUUGUGCAGGCACGGCCCAUCCGUGCACGUACCAGCAAAUACUACAUCCCUGAAGCCGUGUAUGGCCUGCCAGCUUAUCCUGCCUAUGCUGGUGGCGGUGGCUUUGUGCUUUCAGGGGCCACGCUGCGCCGCCUGGCCAGUGCCUGUGCACAGGUUGAACUCUUCCCCAUCGACGAUGUCUUUCUGGGCAUGUGCCUGCAGCGCCUGCGGCUCACCCCCGAGCCUCACCCUGCUUUCCGCACCUUUGGCAUCUCCCAGCCUUCAGCUGCCCCUCAUCUCCGUACCUUUGACCCCUGCUUUUACCGCGAGCUGGUUGUAGUGCAUGGACUCUCUGCUGCUGACAUCUGGCUUAUGUGGCAUCUGCUGCACGGCCCACAAGGACUAGCCUGUGCACAUUCACAACCGGUUGCUGCAGGCCCCUUCAAAUGGGACUCAUAGGUCAUUGGAUCCAUCACAGCCCAAGCUCCUCUUAAGACUAGGAUGGGGCUGGGCAUGGUGGCUCUUGCCUGUAA